CGCGGCUGGGGCGGAGACUUCGGGGCCCGGCUAGCGGGCGGCGCCUGUAGCGCGGGGGCGGCGGGCCCGGGACGAGCAUGUAGCUGCCGCUGGCGGCGGGGCUCCCGGGGCGGGCCGGGCGGGCCGCGGGAGCCGCACGCGGCGAUAUGGAAGAGGAGGGCAAGAAGGGCAAGAAGCCUGGAAUUGUGUCGCCAUUUAAACGAGUAUUCCUAAAAGGUGAAAAGAGUAGAGAUAAGAAAGCCCAUGAGAAGGUGACAGAGAGGCGCCCUCUGCACACUGUGGUGUUGUCAUUGCCUGAGCGCGUCGAGCCAGACAGACUGCUGAGCGACUAUAUUGAGAAGGAGGUAAAGUAUUUAGGUCAGUUAACGUCCAUACCAGGAUACCUGAAUCCCUCCAGUAGGACUGAAAUCCUGCAUUUCAUAGACAAUGCAAAGAGAGCCCACCAACUUCCAGGACACUUGACUCAGGAGCAUGAUGCUGUGCUCAGCUUGUCUGCGUACAACGUCAAGCUGGCCUGGAGGGACGGGGAGGAUAUCAUCCUCAGGGUGCCCAUCCAUGACAUCGCCGCCGUCUCCUAUGUCCGGGAUGAUGCUGCACACCUGGUGGUCCUGAAGACAGCCCAGGACCCAGGGAUCUCCCCCAGCCAGAGUCUGUGUGCAGAAAGUUCCAGAGGCCUCAGUGCAGGCUCCCUGUCAGAGAGCGCAGUUGGGCCAGUGGAGGCAUGCUGCUUGGUCAUCCUGGCUGCAGAGAGCAAGGUCGCUGCGGAGGAGCUUUGCUGUCUGCUAGGCCAGGUCUUCCAAGUUGUUUACACGGAGUCCACCAUCGACUUUCUGGACAGAGCGAUAUUUGAUGGGGCCUCCACCCCCACCCACCACCUGUCCCUGCACAGCGAUGACUCUUCUACAAAAGUGGACAUUAAGGAGACCUACGAGGUGGAAGCCAGCACUUUCUGUUUCCCUGAAUCCCUGGAUGUGGGUGGCACGUCACCCCACAGCAAGACCAUCAGUGAGAGUGAGCUGAGCGCCAGCGCCACUGAGCUGCUGCAGGACUACAUGCUGACACUGCGCACCAAGCUGUCGUCGCAGGAGAUCCAGCAGUUUGCGGCGCUGCUGCACGAGUACCGCAAUGGGGCCUCUAUCCACGAGUUCUGCAUCAACCUGCGGCAGCUCUACGGGGAUAGCCGCAAGUUCCUGCUGCUUGGUCUGAGGCCCUUCAUCCCUGAGAAGGACAGCCAGCACUUCGAGAACUUCCUGGAGACCAUUGGCGUGAAGGAUGGCCGUGGCAUCAUCACCGACAGCUUUGGCAGGCACCGGCGGGCCCUGAGCACCACGUCCAGUUCCACCACCAAUGGGAACAGGGCCACGGGCAGCUCUGAUGACCGAUCAGCGCCUUCAGAGGGGGAUGAGUGGGACCGCAUGAUCUCGGACAUCAGCAGCGACAUCGAGGCGCUGGGCUGCAGCAUGGACCAGGACUCGGCAUGAUGGGCAGUGGAUGGUGGGGCACCCAAACCUUCUGCACAGUCGUUGUAGGCCUUUCUGAAAGGAGCUACCCAGACCUGCGUGUCAGCCCUUCGUCAGGGCCAGCGAGAAGCUCCAGGCAUAGGUAGCCUCGGGUGGCCCAGGUCCUCUACUGUGAAGGAGCAGGGAGCUGCCAAGGGGCAUGAGCCCCAGUGUGGGUGGAAGGCUCUUUGCCUUGUCCACCAGGGCUCAGCCGAGCCCUGCAGCUGUCCCUGCUCGGGGAGCGCCUGGCCAAGCUGGCAGGGAGAGCGUCCUGUCGGCUGGGCCCUUGGACAGCUGUCAGUUUGCACAUGAUGUUCCUAUUGUAACUCUCAGAGACCUUAAAAAGAAGUUUACUGCAAUGUGAAUAAUUUAA
This is a messenger RNA of Callithrix jacchus (white-tufted-ear marmoset), 1872 nucleotides long. RefSeq names its product CCM2 scaffold protein (gene CCM2). The record is from RefSeq and is a predicted model, not a curated record. Gene Ontology annotation, biological process: heart development; vasculogenesis. Lineage: Eukaryota; Metazoa; Chordata; Mammalia; Primates; Cebidae.